Molecule: messenger RNA, 2688 nt
Organism: Microcebus murinus (gray mouse lemur)
Lineage: Eukaryota; Metazoa; Chordata; Mammalia; Primates; Cheirogaleidae
Gene: MCTS2
Product: MCTS family member 2
Biological process (GO): formation of translation preinitiation complex
Molecular function (GO): RNA binding
Source: RefSeq, a predicted model, not a curated record
GCUGCCCACUUUCCCCUGUGGUGUACCCUAGCUGUUUUCCACCACCAUUCCCCUCAUCUUUCCAAUACUGGGAUUCUCCAGUACAGCAAGUUAUGAAAGAGGUGGGCUCUGGGAUCUCAUGGCCUGGAUUCACAUCCCAGCUCUGCUGCUACCUAGACAUGGGACCUGGGUGAAUGCCUUACCUCUCUGAGCAUUGGUGUUUUUGUUUUUUUAAUCUGUAAAAUGAAAAUGAUAAUCUACCUCCUUCAUGGGCAUGUUGUUAGGACUGCAAGUAAAUGAUGAGUGGAAAGCAUUCAGCACACUGCCUGACUCAAAGCACUUAGUAAAAGUUGACCCUUGCCACUAUUUUUAUUGUGUUUAUUUUUAGUGUGAUUACAUUCCACCUAAGAUUUGAAAAGGGAGUCUCACAGUUCUUUUUCAAAAAUGAAAACUACGGGGAAUUGGGAGGAGCCUAGGAUUUACAGGUUAGUUAGGGUGCGAAUUCAAAUGCUGUAGUAAGGUUAUCAAUGGCUUGACCAAGUGGAAGAUACCUAGCAGUCUCACACUGGUGCACGGCAUAUUCUGCCUUGUCCCUAGAAAGCAGUGAUUUUAUGUGAUUCCUUUUUGCAUCUCAAGUGCAUCUGUGUCAAAUAAAUGAUCAUAGAGUUCCAUUAAGAGAGCUAAGCUUACGACCACAGAGCCUCCCGGGUUCCAGCUCCCAUCCGUCUUACGCUCCGCCAUGUUCAGGGGUGGUCCUUGGAUCCACGAUGGUGACCAUCGCGCCGCUGUCCAACCAGGGGGAAAGAAACAUUCAUAUCCGGGGCCAAUUAAGCGGCAGAGGGGAAGCUGGAAAAUGGCCGUGAGUCGGCCUCAUGUCCAGUUGGAAAUCAUCACGGAGUGCCCCGGAAUUGUAUCACUUCUUGCUUCCCAAGUCCCGCCCCUUUCAUCGACCCCCACUGAAGAGGACUCGGUAGUCUGAAGAACAGUGUACAGAGCGCCGCCAUGACGUGGACUUCGGAGGACCGGAAGUGGUCAGAUUUCAUAGAGCCGUAAAGCGCGGCUGCCUGCCUCGGUUUCCGGUUGGCGACAACGGUUCAGACCAUCGGCACAGGCUUUGGCGUAAGGAACGCUGCUCGACCGCUGCCGGUUUCGUUUCUUACCCUUUCCGGGCCUUUCCUUGCCAUCGCCCGUUUCACCUUGGAUCAUGUUCAAGAAAUUCGAUGAAAAGGAAAAUGUGUCCAACUGCAUCCAGUUGAAAACCUCAAUUAUUAAGGGUAUUAAGAACCAACUGAUAGAGCAGUUUCCAGGUAUUGAACCAUGGCUUAAUCAAAUCAUGCCUAAGAAAGAUCCUGUCAAAAUAGUCCGAUGCCACGAGCAUAUGGAAAUACUUACGGUAAAUGGCGAAUUACUAUUUUUUAGACAAAGAAAAGGGCCUUUUUAUCCAACUCUAAGGUUGCUUCAUAAAUAUCCUUUUAUCCUGCCACACCAGCAAGUUGAUAAAGGAGCCAUCAAAUUUGUACUCAGUGGAGCAAAUAUCAUGUGUCCAGGUUUAACUUCUCCUGGAGCCAAGCUUUACCCUGCUGCGGUCGAUACAAUUGUUGCAGUCAUGGCAGAAGGAAAACAGCAUGCUCUGUGUGUUGGGGUCAUGAAGAUGUCUACAGAAGACAUUGAGAAAGUCAACAAAGGAAUUGGCAUUGAAAAUAUCCAUUACUUAAAUGAUGGGCUGUGGCACAUGAAGACCUACAAAUAAGCCUCAAAGGAAUGCACUUGGGGGGCCAAAUAUGGAUAUUGUAAUUUAUAUGUGUUUGUGUGUGUGUGUGACAACGUGAAGACAAUACCUCUGUGGUUAUUCUAAGUAAAUUUAACAGAUGCUUGAAGGGAAGAAAUCAGGGUGCUGUUACCACAGUGGAGAAAACAAAUUGGGGGACAAGCAGCAAGCAGCCUGUUACACUCUGGAAUCUGAAAGGAACAGCUACACUCUGUGACUCUGAGCAAGCUUCAUCUCCUCUGUGGGCUCCCUUAUUUGAAAGUGAUCAAGAUUGGCUCUGAGGAUGUCUGCCAGAGGGCCCCCCACAAGAGCAGCCUUGGGGACUCCUCCCCGCCUUUUCUCCAGGCCUCCAUCUCUCACCUUAUUCCUCCUCUGCUAGUGAACUAGGGCUGCCAGCAAACUUCUUGAUUCCUUUGGUGGCAAAGUAGAAAGGUUUCGGAAUGAACUAGGACCUUGCUAAAAACCUGGGCUCAAUGGCAGCUGGCAUUGACUGAACAUCUGCUGUGUGCCAGGCACUGUGCUGAGUGCAUUGUAACAGCUGUCUUACUCCCCACAGCAGCCCUAUGAGGGAGGUGCUAUUAUCACCUUUUCACGGAUGAGGAAACAAGCUCAGAGAGGGAACUGCCUCCCCAAAGGUUACCCAGCCCCAGCUACAAGUGGCAAAUCCUGUACUUUCAACACUAAGGACCACUUCCCACUGACCCUGCACCAGGCUUGUAUUCUCUGGGCCUCCGUUCCCUUCUCUAGGAUAUUGGAGGAGUUAGGGUGGCUCCAGUGAGCUCUCUUCCCUCCUGAAACUCUUACCGAUCUGAGGCAGCCAAGGCUUAGCCUCCUAGCCUGUGGGACUCUGACAGUGCCCACAGCCAUGCCCUCCUCUGUCCAGGGGCUGACAGGUGGGAGGGGCAGCCCCACCCUGGGGAGUGGACUUACUCGGCCUCUCU